Molecule: messenger RNA, 1244 nt
Organism: Pygocentrus nattereri (red-bellied piranha)
Lineage: Eukaryota; Metazoa; Chordata; Actinopteri; Characiformes; Serrasalmidae
Exons: 2
Coding region: 200-703 (167 amino acids)
Source: RefSeq, a predicted model, not a curated record
CUAGGUGAAUUUAACUGAGCAGUAUUGUCUCUUGAAACAAAUUCAAAGCUUUGGGCCACUUAAUGCACCCUCUCGGCCCUCGCUCCAUUCUCUCUCUUUCUCUCUUCCAUGCAAGCGCUCCUUCCCAGCGUGGAAGAAGGACAGAAAAGGAGGGAAGACAGCAGCACACAGCACAACAUACUGUUGCUUAAGAUCCAAUAUGGAUGACCUACAAAACAUCACUGUCACCUAUACCUCCUCCUAUUCGUCCCUCGCUACUCCCCUCUCUAACCUCUCUCUCCCUUCCUCCAACCUCUCCAUCCCUAUCUCCCCUGCCUUUCCUCCUCUCGACCUUCAUCACCCACUCCCCACCAUCAUCGUCACACUUGUCCUCUUCCUGCUUUUCGGAGGGUGUGUGAGCGUUCUAGCGGUGUGUUGCUCCUCAAGGAGAUCAGAGGAAUUGGAUGGAGGCUGUGGGCUGGGUGGUGACCUCUACUGUGGUCAGUCUUCACCCAGCGAGCCCCAGCUGAAGCUGUGGAAGCGACUAGGCUCCGUUCGGAGGUCUUUCUCUUCGGCCCCAUCCUUCAGAAGACCGCCACAGCCUUCGGCCUCGGCCCAGAGCAGGCUACAGUCCAAGCUGGCCUUACAGCUGGAGCAGGACAGGAUUGACCCGCAUGUUCAGCUAACCCUGCCUUGUUUACUACAGUACGCUACCGAGAUAUAGACACGCAAAUACUACACCACAUAAAGAUAACGCAAUAUACAUAUAUGCUGCCAUCAAAAACAUGGAAUCACUGUUCAAUAAAAUCAAUUUGUAUAUUAGAAUUUCAAUAACUCAAUAUUUCUGAUGUCACAGCCAUGAAAUAUGUACAUAGGAUCAUCCAUUCAACCUACAGCAUUUUAUUCCCCCCAUUUUAUGUUAAAGUAAUGCUUAGACUUAGACUUUAGACUUUAGACUUUAGACUGCGAGGCUUAUGUUGAAGUUAUAUGCAGUGUUGCUACUGCAGACAGUCUACUCUGCAAAUUCACAGGCUUCAAAUUAGCAGGAAGCCUGUGUGACAAAAUUUUAGAUGUGUUCAGGUUGAUGAGGGCAGCUGUAGAUGAUUCCACAAUAAUUAAGAAUGCUGUAGAGCAUCAGGAAUGAAGUUAGACCAAAUUUAACGUGGAAUUUCAAAAGAUAAGUACAAUAUAUUAUUUAUCAGUGAAUGACUCCUUUCUGUUCAUAAAAAAAAAAAAACUUUGGAAUAUUGAAUUCAACAUUUCCA